Molecule: messenger RNA, 3771 nt
Organism: Hordeum vulgare subsp. vulgare (domesticated barley)
Lineage: Eukaryota; Viridiplantae; Streptophyta; Magnoliopsida; Poales; Poaceae
Exons: 7
Coding region: 136-3372 (1078 amino acids)
Molecular function (GO): phosphoprotein phosphatase activity
Source: RefSeq, a predicted model, not a curated record
GCUUAAACCUAAUCCAAACGCCGGUCGCAAUUUGCAAAGCAGGCAGCGCCGCCGCCGCUGCCGAAACCACGUCUGCGCCCUGGUGCGCUCGGUAUUCUCAGCCAUCAUUUGCCUGUCCUAGAAAAAUUAGAUCAGAUGGGGAAGAAGGGCAAGCGGCGGGGCGUGGCCGCCGCUACGGGUGCGCCGGAGGAGGCUGCCCAGCGGGAGGCUCCCGCGGCCGCUUCUGAUCCAGCCACGCUGAGGAGGAGCAGGCGACGGGGCGGCGACGCCAGGGCCGCGCAGGAGGCCUCCGCCACCCUUCACGCACUGGAUCCCGCCGUUGAAGGGAAGGGCGCAACGGACAGGGAAAAGAAUCCUAAGCUCAACAAACGGAAGAAGAAUAAGAGGAAGCAAUCUCCCUGUGCUGCUGCAUCGGGUGCUGAUGCUGCCGCCACGGGUAAAUCAGGUGAUGACUGCACUGAUGGCGAAGGUGUUCUAGGAGACUCUGAGGUUAGCAAGAAAAGAAAAAGGAAUAAGAAGAUUAUGCAGGAUCCAUCCUCUUCUGCCGUGUCUGAUGACAAUGCUAUUGUUGAGGCAAACAAAUCCGGAAUUGGCUGCAAAAAUGUGGAAGAUGUACCAGGAGAUGAUGAAGCAAGUAGGCGUCCCAGAAAUGAAGAGGAUCUUGGCUUUUCUGCUGUAAACAAUGAAGAACAGUAUGUACCGAAGGGUAAGAAGCCCAAGCGAAGGAAACGGAAUAAGAACAAGCAUGAACCAUCCUUUCCUGCUGUAGUGGAUGCCGCCGUUGUGGUUGGUAAAUCUGAAAAUGACAGCACAGGUGGGAAGGGCGUUCCAGGAGUUGCUGAAAUUAGUACGAAUCCCAGAAAUGGAGAGGGUCAAGACAGUCCCGAGGUUAACAUUGUGGAGGAGACACUUGUGAGGAACAAGCCUGAACCCGGAAAAUGGGAGAAGAUUAAGCAGGGGCGAUCCCCUGCUGCUGUGUCUGAUGAUGGUGCUGUUGAGGCAGAGAAAUCUGGAAAUGUCUGCACAGAUGGGGAUGAUGCUUUGGGAGAUGCUCAAGUUAAUAUGAGCACAUUGGAGGUUCCAUACCGUCCAGAGGUUAACAUGGCAAAGAAGGUGACACGGGAGAAGAAGAAACGUAAGCCCAAGAAACGAAAAAAUAAUAAGCAAGGACCCCCUUCUGUUGUACUUGAUACUGGUGCUGUUGUGGCAGCUGAAUCUGGAAAUAGAUGUAUGAGUGGUGAUGGUGCACGACAGGAUGGUGAAGAUAGUAUUAGCCCUAGAAUUGGAGAGGACCCAAACCGUCCUGGGGUAAACAUUGGAGAAAAGGGGGUACCGCAGAUGAAGAAGAAUAAGCUCAACAAAUGGAAGAAGAAGAACCAGGAGCAAUCCCCUUCUACCUUGUUGGAUGCCGGUGAUGUUGUGCCAGAUAAAUCAGGACGUGGCAGCACAAAUGUGGAAGCUGCAUCCAGAGGUGCUGAUGUUACUAUGAGUCCCAGAAAUGGAGAGGGUCAAAACUGUCCCGCGGUAAACAUUGUGGAGAAGGAGACACUGGAGAGGAAGAAGCCUGAACCCAGAAAAUGGAAGAAGAAUAAGCCGGGGCAAUCCCCUGCUGCUGUGUCUGAUGAUGGUGCUGUUGAGGCAGAGAAAUCUGGAAAUGUCUGCACAGAUGGGGAUGAUGCUUUGGGAGAUGCUCAAGUUAGUAUGAGCACAGUAGAGGAUCCAUACUGUCCAGAGGUUAACAUGGCAAAGAAGGGGACACGGGAGAAGAAGAAGCGUAAGCCCAAGAAACGAAAAAAUAAAAAGGAAGGAUCCCCUUCUGUUGUACUUGAUACUGGUGCUGUUGUGGCAGCUGAAUCUGGAAAUAGCUUUAUGAAUGGUGAUGGUGCACCACAGGAUGGUGAAGCUAGUAUUAGCCCUAAAAAUGGAGAGGAUCCAAACCGUCCUGGAGUAAACAUUGCAGAGAAGGGGGUACCACAGAUGAAGAAGAAUAAGCUCAACAAAUGGAAGAGGAAGAACCAGGAGCAACCCCCUUCUACCUUGUUGGAUGCAUGUGAUGUUGUGCCAGAUAAAUCAGGACGUGGCAGCACAAAUGUGGAAGCUCCAUCCAGAGGUGCUGAUGUUACUACGAGUCCCAGUCCUGGAGAGGGUCCAAAAUAUCCCAAUGUAAACAUAACUGAGCAUUUGGUGGAGGAAAAUAAAGUGAAUAAAGAUUACUCUCAGGAACCUAAGCUCAAAAAACAGAAGUAUGAGCAAGAUCAAUCCCCUUCUGCUAUACCAGACACCGGUGCUAUUGUGAUAGAUAAAAUUGAGAAGGGCUACAUAGAAGGGGAAGGAGGGGAAGGUCUACCAGGAGACACUGAAAUCAAUAUGAGUCCCAGAAAUGGCAAGGGACCAGAUUGUCCUGAGGUAAACAUAGCUGAAAAUUCGGUGGAGGGAAAGAAUGGGAAUAACGACAACUCUCAGAAGCCUAAGCAGAAGAAACGGAGAAGGAAGAAGAGGGCUCAAGUAGCUGUUACUGAGGCACCUGCGGUGGGUGAUGUCAGCUCAGAUGAAAGGAAGGAUGUGUGUAGGACAGGUACCGUGAAGGUUACAGGAAGUAUGGGAUACUCAAUAUGUGAAUCUGAGGUUACUGCAAAAAAUGUUGUCCAGGACAAGUACUCACCAGGAGGAUCGCUUGUAAGGUUUCAGAGGAAAAAACUUCUUAUUCUUGAUCUUAAUGGUCUGCUUGCGGAUAUCACUCCAGUCCACAGUAACUCUCCCGACUGUCGCUUAGCACAUGCAAAAGUUCGAGGCAAAUAUGUCUUCAUAAGACCAUACUAUGACGAUUUUCUGAGAUUUUGCUUCCAGAACUUUGAGCUAGGUGUAUGGUCGUCGAGAAUGAAAGUAAAUGUGGAUGCUGUUGUCGAUAUCCUUAUGAAAGAUCUCAGGCAACACUUGCUAUUCUGCUGGGAUUUAUCUCACUGCACUACUACCAAGUGUAAUACUCUUGAAAAUCGAUACAAACCCUUAGUAUUGAAGGAACUAAAGAAACUGUGGAAUAAAGAGGACCCUGAUCUUCCAUGGGAGCAAGGGGAAUUUUCACCUUCGAAUACUUUGCUUGUGGAUGAUUCCCCUUACAAGGCUCUGUGCAAUCCGCCACACACUGCCAUUUUCCCACAACCCUACAGCUACCAUAACAGGAGGGAUAAUUCAUUGGGACCAGGUGGAGAUAUUCGUGUGUAUCUAGAGAACCUAGCUGCUGCAGAUGAUGUUCAGCAUUAUGUUCAGGAGCACCCUUUUGGUCAAUCUUUCAUUACUGAGAGUGAUCCGAAUUGGGAUUUCUAUGCAAAAAUACGCGACAGAAUGGAUAAGCGGAAGGAGUAUGCCACUUGAUGGUCCAUACAGUAAGCAAGAGCUUUGGCUGGGCUUGUGUUGGAUGGCAGAAAAUUUUGACUCUGGAAUUAGUUUUGUUUGUUGGCUUAGCAGUUGGCAUGACUACUUGUAGACAAGAGGGUAUUGGCAAUUCGAACAAUUUUUACUCUCUACUUGUAGACUCAGUGUCGUGCCUGCCUAUUACUUGUGGUCCAAAGGAAAAAAGGGUCGUGGAUAUUAAUACUUCACAUGUUCAGAGCCAUUCUUUCCCCUGUAUCAAUAAUAACAGGGUUGUUGUAAUGGUUAGAUACAGAGCAUUUUUAGAAGUUGAUCAAGUAUGUUGUAAGGAUGUUAAGAGUUUUGCUGGCUUGUAAUUUUUCUCCUCUUGAGUAAGUGUGCAAUCUUUUCACACUUGUUGAA